GUGCCGAGCGGCCUGCCUGCCUUGCCUGCCUGCCCCUUCUCCGCGUGUCCCGCGUGCCGCCAGCCCGAUCCGCCAGCCCCAGCCGCCAGCACGCGUCGGGAAGUGCCCACCCCCGGCAGCCCCAGAUAAUGCACGCAGGUGCAGACGGUGACCACUCCGCGGCACCAUGACGAAGAAGUUCGAUUUCGACUGGCAGAUCCCCGUGCCGCAGCCGCUGCUGGACGGCUGCGUGUUCGACCGAUGGACGGACGAGGGCGGCAUCGAGGCGGCAUGCAUGUUCAAGGUGGACGAGUUCGGCUUCUUCAUCUACUGGAAGAGCGAGGGCAAGGAUGGGGACGUGAUCGAGCUGUGCCAAGUGAGCGACAUCCGCGCCGGCGGCCUGCCCAAGGAAAUGAAACUGACGGAGAAGCUGCAGGCCAAGCACGGCACCGACCUGGAGGAGAAGUCCCUCACCAUCUGCAGCGGCACGGACUACAUCAACAUCAACUACCAGCACGUCGUGUGCCCCAACAGCGACACGGCCAAGACCUGGCAGGCUGGCUUGCGGAAGAUCACCCAUAACAACAAGAUCAACAACAUUUGCCCACGGACCAGUCUCAUGAAGCAUUGGAUGCGCCUCAAGAUGCUGACGGACGCCAAGGGCCUCGUGCCCGUCAAGGUGAUCGCCAGGACCUUCGCGUCCGGCAAGACGGAGAAGCUGGUGUACCAGUGCCUGGCCGACCUGGAGCUACCCAGCGGCAAGAACGACUCGAUCGAACCGGACGCCUUCACGUUCGACAAGUUCUACACUCUGUACCACAAAAUCUGCCCGCGGAACGACAUCGAGGAGCUGUUCCAGUCCAUCACCCAGGGCAAGUCCGACACCAUCAACAUCACCCAGUUCGUGGACUUCAUGAACGAGAAGCAGAGGGACCCGCGGCUCAACGAGAUCCUGUACCCGCUGUACGACGAGAAGAGAGCCACGCAGAUCAUCGAGACGUACGAGCAGAGCGAGGACGUCAAGAAAGAACGCAAGUUGUCCAAGGAUGGGCUCAUCAGGUACCUCAUGUCGGACGAGAACGCGCCGGUGUUCCUGGACCGCCUGGACAUCUACAUGGACAUGGACCAGCCCAUGGCCCACUACUACAUCAACUCGUCCCACAACACCUACCUGUCCGGGCGCCAGUUCGGUGGCAAAUCUUCGGUCGAGAUGUACCGGCAGACACUGCUGGCGGGGUGCAGGUGCGUGGAGCUGGACUGCUGGGACGGCAAAGGCGAGGACGAGGAGCCCAUCAUCACCCACGGGAAGGCCAUGUGCACCGACAUCCUGUUCAAGGACGUCAUCUACGCCAUCCGCGACUGCGCCUUCGUCACCUCCGAGUACCCCAUCGUCCUGUCCUUCGAGAACCACUGCUGCAAGACGCAGCAGUUCAAGAUGGCCAAGUACUGCGACGAGAUCUUCGGCGACCUGCUGCAGACCGAGCCGCUCCCCGACCACCCGCUGGAGCCGGGCGUGCCGCUGCCGCCGCCCAGCGCGCUCAAGCGCAAGAUCCUGAUCAAGAACAAGCGGCUCAAGAAGGAGGUGGAGCAGCGCGAGCUGGAGCUGUUCCGGCAGGGCCAGCUGGUGCUGGACGACGAGGAGAAGGAGGACGCCUCGGCCCCCGCGGCCCCGCCCCCCGAGGAGAAGAAGGAGGAGGAGGGCGCCCCGGACGCCCCGCCCCCCGUCCAGCACACUGGCUCCACCACCAACGUGCACCCCUGGCUGUCUUCCAUGAUAAACUACGCCCAGCCCGUCAAGUUCUCCGGCUUCGACGUGGCAGAGGAGAAAAACAUCCAUCACAACAUGUCGUCCUUCGCGGAGACAGCCGGCCUGGGCUAUCUCAAGGGCCAGGCCAUCGAGUUCGUCAACUACAACAAGCGGCAGAUGAGCCGCAUCUACCCGAGGGGCACCCGCGCCGACUCCUCCAACUACAUGCCCCAGGUGUUCUGGAACGCGGGCUGCCAGAUGGUGUCCCUCAACUUCCAGACGUCGGACCUGCCCAUGCAGCUGAACCAGGGCAAGUUCGAGUACAACGGCAACUGCGGCUACCUGCUCAAGCCGGACUUCAUGCGGCGCGCGGACCGCAGCUUCGACCCCUUCGCCGAGUCCCCCGUGGACGGCGUCAUCGCGGCGCAGUGCGCCGUGCAGGUGAUCGCCGGCCAGUUCCUGUCGGACAAGAAGGUGGGCACGUACGUGGAGGUGGACAUGUACGGGCUGCCCACCGACACCAUCCGCAAGGAGUUCCGCACGCGCAUGGUGCCCGCCAACGGCCUCAACCCCGUCUACAACGAGGAGCCCUUCUUGUUCAGAAAGGUGGUGCUGCCCGACCUGGCCGUGCUGCGCUUCGGCGUGUUCGACGAGACGGGCAAGCUCCUGGGGCAGCGCAUCUUGCCGCUCGACGGGCUGCAGGCCGGCUACCGCCACAUCUCCCUCCGCACCGAGGCCAACUUCCCCAUGUCCCUGCCCAUGCUGUUCUGUAACGUGGAGCUCAAGAUCUACGUGCCCGACGGCAUGGAAGACUUCAUGGCGGCGCUGUCCGACCCGCGGGCCUUCCUGUCGGCGCAGGAGAAGCGCACGGCGCAGAUGGAGGCCAUGGGCAUCGAGGCCACCGACAUCAACACCAAGGACCUGGUGCCCAGCUCGGGCGCCAUCAAGAAGGGCUCCAAGUCCGGCCAGAAAGGCGGCGCCGCGGCGGGGGGCAAGGCGGAGGAGAAGAAGGAGGAGGAGCUGAAGCUGGAGGCCCUGACGGUGGAGACGCUGCGCGACGAGAAGGGCUUCCAGAAGACGGCCAAGAAGCAGCACAAGGAGCUGGACGCGCUGCACAAGAAGAACGCCAAGGAGCGCCUCUCCGUGCAGAAGGCCCAGUGCGCCGCCAUCGAGAAGCUGGCCAAGGGCAGGAGCAAGGAGGAGUGCAUGUCCGACCCAGUCAUCCGGAAGCUGGUGCAGGAGCAGACGGCCCAGUGGUCCGAGAUGGUGGAGCGGCACCGCAAGGCGGAGUGGCGGGCCAUGCGGCAGCAGGUGGCGGACCAGGAGGAGAUCCUCAAGACGCUGCUCACCACCACCCAGGCUGCGCAGGUCAAGGCCCUGGAAGCCAAGCACGAGAGAGACUUGAAGGAAAUGAACACCCGCCAGGCCAAGAUCUCCGUGGAGACCAUGAAGGAGGUCGCCAACGACAAGACCCUCAAGACGAAGGGUGACAAGGACCGGCGCCUCCGCGAGAAGAAGCAGAACAACACCAAGAAGUUCAUGGAGGAGCGCAAGAUGGCGCAAAUGAAGCAGGGCAAGGACAAGGAGAAGCUUAAGAAGAAGCACGAGAAGGAGACUGAAGCGCUCACCACAGAUGUCCAAAACCUCGUUAAAAUGUACAACAACGAAGAAGCGGAGUACGACCUGGGCUCCAAAGAUGAGUUCUACGCGUAGAUGUCUUUUCGACCGGGAAGCGUCGCACUGUAACGACGACCUGCUUCCACCUGAAGUGGCCUAACUGGUUGGCCUAACUGUCUUAGAAGUGAUGGACACAUUUUGCGUGUGUAAUCCUUCUCCUGUUUUUAUAUUCUUUUUCUAAACGAAAUCAGAAAUUUUCCUUUAGGGAGGUAAAAGUUGUGUCACCCUUAAUUUUUGGUGAAAUAACAUCUCAAUCAUAAUUCUACUUAACACCGGGCUGUGCGAUAUCUCUCCAUGGCGUAUGCACUCUCAGAACGAAGUUUUCAUUGAGAACGAUACGAAAUACGAAAUGAGGUGAUAUUUUUAAAUUGUUUUCAUAUUGUGAUAUUAAUAUAGAAUUAAUUUCUAAGCAUUCCCUCUUCAUACUUAUUUACUUUCCUAGUAGUUGUGGUGUGCUACUUCUGAGCCCCAUCUUUUGCCAGCGGAAUAAUUCUUUGUACUCGAUUUUUCCCCAGUCAACAUUCACUUUGACUUUAGUAACUUACUUAAACGUAGGAUAAUGGUUAUAUCUUGGUCCAAUGUAAAUAUAGGUAGCGUAAGUACCAUCUACUAGCCGUUAUGGAAGUUGUCAAACAUAGAUGGUUAUGCCCAGCCCAUACCGGGGUCUCUCAGUACCUAUGUUAAUUGACAAAGAAUUUUGGAACAAGCCUGAAGUACGGCCACCUUUUCUGCCUUUAAAGAAUGGAGUUUCAAUCAUGAACUCUGCAAAAUUGUUGUGUAGGUUAAAUGUGUGUUAAUGACGCCCAGAUUUGUUGUAGUAAUCGGUGCCCACGUGGCGGAUGCGGGCGUGUGCAGCGUAGCAUUGCAUGCACGUAACACAGACGCUUAGUACACGGUUUUAUUUUUGGUAGGAAGCUUAGGCAGAUGUACUAUUUGUGAUUUAGUAGGCCAAAGAUUUGGAAAAGUAUUGCCUUUAUUGACUGAAAGCGCGUGAUUGGUAGAAAAGAGCUUGCAACGUAGAUAAAGUUCAUCCAAGGGGUCAAUUGAUACCAGCGAGACAAAUUCGUCCAUGGCAUUGUGUCCAAUAUUAUUAUUAACUUUUAAAAACUAAAGACCUCCCAAGCAAGUUUUCACGUAGUGUUUAAUGUGUUGACAGUCGAUCUUUAUUGAUGGCAAAUGUGAUUGUUAAAAGAUAUCGUGCAACACCCGUAUGAGGGGAUUUGCACAGUACCAGCAAAAAGGGAGUUUACGCAUUAAAUUUUUCAGUAAUGCUUGCUGCGCUCUAUCAAAUCAUGUUUUAGAAAAAGCGCAAGUGAAGAAAAUCAUGAGAAUUUCUCAUUUUAAAGUUCAAGUUUAAAGCUACAAUUAUUUCAUACAUUUAUGAUUCCUGAUUCAUUCAUGUAUGAAAGGGUCCAAUAAAUGCAUUCCUAGCUGUUGCCAAACUGAUACAGGAUGGGCGUUCUUUCAUCAAAAGAGAUCUUGCAACUUACUUUUUCUUAAUUUGUGGAAUUUCUUCCGUAACUGAAAGGGCAAUUCUCGUUUCUCCCGAACGCCCUCCUUUAUAAACCACAGGUUUGUGCCAAACCUUCUGCCUUGGAGGAUGGUGCAUACUUAAUAGAUUUAACUUUAAAUUUUAGAAGUUUUAUUAUUGUUCCUAGUUUUCUAUUUAUUAUACCCUUGAGAGUAUUUAUUGUUAGCCAUACUUUGGAAUGGCGUUUAUUUUAAGGUGACUUAUCGUUGAGAUCAGAGCCGUUAUUGAAGACGCGAGUUUGGUGUCUGAUGGACUUUGAUCUUUUUGUUGUUAAUGCAACUUAGAAUCGUCUGUGCCGAAAGAACUAUAGCAACAAAUUUGUGAUGUUUUACUACUGCGUUACUGAAAGAAACAGAACAGUGAGUGGUAAAACUGAAAUUAUUUUCUGGAUUCAACAAGAAGUCGUAUAUCAUCCGAGGGAGCCGUCUUUGUUGCUGAAGUUCGUGGACAGUGGAAUGAUGCACGUUCGCUCAAUCAAAUUCCUUCCAGUUUACGGGGCGUUUAAAAUUGUGUAAUGCCAUCCAACAUAUUAUAAUAUGUACAUCACCCCAUGAAAUGUCUGUGAAUCGGUACCGAGACGGUAGGUGGUUUAGUCGUGAGUACACGGGACCAGAGUGAGAUCGAGUGUUGAUAAGUUGCAAAGAAGACAAGACAGUUAUUGUGCGCGUUGACGGUGGCGUAUAUAUCAUAACCCGAUUUUUUCAGUUUUUUCUUUUGUUGGUAUCGCUUAAUUAGGAUACCGCUAGUAGCUAUGUUAUAAUGUCCUUCAAUUUCAUUGAGAGUUUUCUGUAAACGAGGUUUAUUAUAUCAUGUACUUCUUGUUUAUCGUUGGUGUCAUGAAUAAACAGUUGAAUGAAGACAAAUAAACUGCAA
This is a messenger RNA of Thrips palmi, 5807 nucleotides long. It is a transcript of the gene norpA, whose product is annotated as 1-phosphatidylinositol 4,5-bisphosphate phosphodiesterase. The coding region runs from base 167 to 3439 and encodes 1090 amino acids. The record is from RefSeq and is a predicted model, not a curated record. The transcript has 20 exons. Gene Ontology annotation, biological process: lipid metabolic process; phosphatidylinositol-mediated signaling. NCBI's taxonomy places the organism in Eukaryota, Metazoa, Arthropoda, Insecta, Thysanoptera, Thripidae. Gene Ontology annotation, molecular function: calcium ion binding; phosphatidylinositol-4,5-bisphosphate phospholipase C activity.